Molecule: messenger RNA, 675 nt
Organism: Dentiscutata erythropus
Lineage: Eukaryota; Fungi; Glomeromycota; Glomeromycetes; Diversisporales; Gigasporaceae
Source: the annotation of a GenBank genome assembly
AUGCAUUGGACUCCGGGUGAAACAAAUGAUUUGGAGAGCGCGGUGAUAUUACUACGUCAAGAUAGAGUUGAUCAUAUGGACUGGGAUUUAAUACACAGUCACUUAGUCCAAAAACAUAACUCACGUCGUUCAAAAAAACAGCUACAGGAAAAACUUCCUAACGGUCAAAGAUUCAAAUUUAGCCUUGAGCAAAUUGAUUACAUUAGAGAACAAAGAGAUACUCAUAAUAAAAGUUGGGCAGAAAUUCGAGAUGCUUUAAAUAAAGAUCCAUGUAUGGAAGUAAAAACAACUCCAAAUCGUGUAAAGAAUGCUUAUCAUAAUGCGACUAAAAAACGACUCAGAAAUCAAAGACAAAAUAUACAAGACGCAGCUGUAGCGAAAUCAACGGAGGCAGUUCCUCUUGUAUAUAAAAAAGUUUUUGAGGAAGGUCAUAAUGCAUAUUACAAAAAUCCUAAUAUAUAUAACGAAGCUGAUCCUCAUAUAGAUAAUGAAUCGAUUAAAACAGAUUCAACAAAUUCAACAAACUAUAUAGUUAACCGUGAAGUGAAUAAGACAUAUUUGAUAAAUUCUAUGGUUAACCAUGAAAUAGUUAAGACAGAUUCAGCAAAUUCUAUUAUUAACAAAGCAUCAUUAGAUUUCAUUUUAAACGAGAAAGAUCGGGAAAAAAAAGAAUAG